UUACAUUUAGAUGCUCCAACUCCAUGGGGGUUAUUUUUUCAAGAUAGUGCUUCACCUCAAAUGGAAGGUAUUGAAGAAUUACAUAAUAAUAUUAUGUUUUAUUUAUCUAUUAUAUUAUUUACUGUAACAUGAAUGAUAAUUUCUAUAAUUAGAAAUUUCUUAGCUAAUAAAUCACCUAUAUCACAUAAAUAUAUGAAUCAUGGUACUUUAAUAGAAUUAAUAUGAACUAUAUCUCCAGCAUUUAUAUUAAUAUUAAUAGCUUUCCCAUCUUUUAAAUUAUUAUAUUUAAUGGAUGAGGUAGUUGAUCCAUCUUUGGUUGUAUAUGCUGAAGGUCAUCAAUGAUAUUGAAGUUACCAAUACCCUGAUUUUACUAAUGCAGAUGAUGAGUUUAUAGAAUUUGAUUCAUAUAUAGUACCUGAAAGUGAUUUAGAAGAAGGUCAAUUUAGAAUGUUAGAAGUUGAUAAUAGAGUAAUUAUACCUGAAUUAACACACACAAGAAUUGUAAUUUCAGCUGCUGAUGUUAUACAUUCUUAUGCUUGUCCUUCUUUAGGUAUUAAAGCUGAUGCUUACCCUGGUAGAUUAAAUCAAGCUUCUGUUUAUAUAAACCGUCCAGGUACUUUCUUUGGGCAAUGUUCAGAAAUAUGUGGUAUUUUACACAGUUCUAUGCCUAUAGCUAUACAAUCAGUAUCAAUUAAAGAUUUUUUACUAUGAUUAAGAGAGCAAAUGGAAGGUUAA
Messenger RNA from Penicillium canescens, 735 nucleotides. The record is from the annotation of a RefSeq genome assembly. NCBI's taxonomy places the organism in Eukaryota, Fungi, Ascomycota, Eurotiomycetes, Eurotiales, Aspergillaceae.